Molecule: messenger RNA, 3218 nt
Organism: Glossina fuscipes
Lineage: Eukaryota; Metazoa; Arthropoda; Insecta; Diptera; Glossinidae
Product: nuclear exosome regulator NRDE2
Exons: 1
Coding region: 136-3114 (992 amino acids)
Biological process (GO): regulatory ncRNA-mediated post-transcriptional gene silencing; negative regulation of RNA catabolic process
Cellular component (GO): catalytic step 2 spliceosome
Source: RefSeq, a predicted model, not a curated record
AAAAACAAAUUCAACUGAAGUUUAACUUGUUUACCUUUAUAAAAUACUUUUCGAUGAACAAUAUUAUCUCUUAGAAGUAAUAAAAUAAUUUGCCUCCAAUUCGUACCAAAGAAGAAUCAAAUUAAGUUUACUAAAAUGUCAUUAUUUCCUGCUUACUCCGAACCUGAUAGACGCAAUAGCCAAGACAAGGAAGAUACUGAAACAACAGCUCCAGUUACAAAUUUUGUAAACACGCAAUGGCUUGAAAAUAAUAGUUUCACUAUUAGUGAGGAGCAAUUGAAACGGACACAGAAAGAACGCGUGCUGCCGCACGCGAAUGAUGGCGAACAAAAUACAUCUGAAUGCUCGGUAAUUUUAUCUAGUGAUAGUAGUGAAGAAGCAUUAGAUGAAUGUGAUAGAGAAAGGACUAUGAAGGAUAAAAAAUCCAAAAAUAAUGUAGAAAAAUUAAUACGAACGUCACAUUUGGAGUUUGCAGGGAAUGAAGAAUUUUAUGUAGACAAAGCGAAGGCUAAACAAUACAACACGGUUAAAACACUGUACAAGCCAGCCCGCCCCAGAUAUAGGGUAUAUUACCCGAAACCAAUGGGGAAGAUGAGAUCUUCUGGUAAUAAAAACAAAUCAAAACGUUACUUCCAAUGUAAAGAGCUAAAAAAUGAAAUUAGCACACCACAAAUUUAUCCUCUAGAAGAGAAUGACUAUACCGCACAAAUGGGAAUAUUGAACCGCAAGACUAUUGAGUUUUGUAGGGAAUUGCAACCAUGGUUGGAUCUCAUUGAACUGCAGGAUAGAAAUCCAUAUAAAUGGUCACGUUUACGAGUAUCUGAAAAGCAACUCGAGUAUAUUCAAAAGGCUUUACAUUAUCAUCCACGGAACGAAAAGCUAUAUUGUAAAUAUAUUGACAUUGUAAGGGCCACAUAUCCAUCGCACGAUGUAACAAAAAUGCUGGAAAGUCUUCUAAAUAAAGAUCCUUACCGUUUAACGCUAUGGGAAGCGCAAAUAAUGACCACGCAAGGCACAAUGGCUAGGUGCACUGUUCCUGAUGUGUUACGUCUCUAUCAGAGAUGCAUGAAAAAGAUGUACGCAGCUCAAAGACCCGAGGAAUUAGCCUCCCAAAGCACCGACUCUGUGAUGAUGCAUUUAUUUCACAACUGUGCAAUAUUUUUGCGUCAAGCAGGACUAUAUGAGCAGUUCUUUGCGGUAAUCAAAUUAGCUUUAGAGUUAAAUGUUGUAAAUACUAAAAAUUUCAGUGAAGAUUUACAACCGCGACCCGAAGACGAAUUAACUCUUGUAGAAUAUGAAGAGUUAAUUUUACAGUCGGGGUUACCGAUGAAUGAGAUAUGGUUGCGAAUAGAAACGUUAAGACAAGGUUUUAAUUUUUUACCCUUUCCUGGCGAGGGUAAUAAGUGCAGCGAUCCGCAACGCAUCGUAUUCAACGAAGAUGUCUGCCAUUACGUAUAUCCUUUGAAAAGCAAAGAAAAUUCUUUUCGUUUACUUUUAAUUAUCGUAAAACUAUUAAAGAUUCCCUUCAUUCAAACGGAUUGUUUAGCUGCUCAGUUCGAGGGUGAUUCAGAUGCCGUGGAAGAAACUCUGGCAACAUGUCUAAAGCGCCAUUUUACGUCAUCCAUUGACCAUAGCAAAGAGCACGACGAGUUCUUACGAGGAAUUUGCGAAUUAUCCAAGGAAUUAGCUGUAUGUCCAACCUUUUUAAGCAACACUGUUGCUCAUGAACUCUAUUCGCGUUGUCUUAAGAAUUUUCUUCUAAACUGCGCUACAGCUUAUGAAGGCAUCGAUGAGAGAAAACGUCUAUCGUUCCUGAUGCUCUGGUGUCGCUUCGAACGUUUGCUCUUAACUUUGGAAACAUUGACAAAAAAAGUUACACCAGAAUUUAUUAAAAAUGGACAGUCACGUUUUAAAUCGUUACUUAAACAGAAAAUCAAUCGGAACGUUUUUCACUUGUACGUUGAGUUCGCUCUGUACGAAAUUGAAUCAAAUUCCAAAUCGGAGACGAUAGAAAAUAUAUUUCAAAAUGUUAUAUCCGCUUACAAGCAAGAGGAGAAUCUGGCAUCGGAGUUGUGUCAUGCUUUUGUAACCUAUGCGGAAGUGCUUAUAGGAUGGGGUAAGAACGAGGAAGCCAGCCAGCUGCUAUCCACAUACAGUUUAGGGCUUGAAUACGACCCGAAGGCCGUGCCAUUGAAAAGCUCCCGAAAGUUGGCUGCGUUAAAAUUGCUGCAUAGCAAAUUAGAGGACAACAUUAACAUAGAAAAGCAUGUAGAGAUAAUGGUAUUAGAGCAACACUUAAUACCGGAUUAUACGAUUUCGUUGCUAAAAUCAUAUACGCUUCUGCAAUACACGCUGGAACAGAAGCAAGAGGCGCUUACCUAUUUAGAUACGUUACUUUCGAUUUUUCAUAAAAAUUCAGAAAAUGAAAGGCACAAUUUCUUAAGAGAACAAAUACACGAACUAUAUACGGUUUUGCUGCAGUUACCAGGUGGUAACAACUAUGCUUCUCAUACAUUCAUAAUGGAACGUAUUUUCACAGCGCUUAAGGAAUAUCCACACAAUCUUUUUUUACUGCAAAAAUGGGGCACUCUGACAUCGACGGCGUGGUAUAAAUUGAAAGCUGGUUUCUUGAAACUGAGUCCAUCGAUAGUAUCGGUUAUACUUCUAAUAGCUUUGGCACGAUUUAGAUACCUUAAGCCUUUGCUGUGUCCAACUAACAUUAGCGAAUUCGCUCUCAUAUCUAGUCCGGAUUUUCGGCAUAACGAAGCUAUCAUACGCCAGCGAAUACUUAAUCUCUUUAAAGUUUUAAUACCUUCGACGGGUGCACCCAGCAAUCAAACGUUUUCUGUUUAUCAAAAUUUUACUAAUUUACAACGUAACGGCUUAUUCUGGCGGUGUUAUUUACGUUGCUUGUCGGACCAAAGUACCUCGUUUGAGACUAGCAAGAAAUGCCUACUAACCGCUUUAGAUGAGUGCCCAUGGAGUAAAGCUUUGUAUUUGGAUGGUGCAACAUAUGUCCCCCAGGAGCUUUCAAACCUUCAAGAUUUGAUAAUCGAAAAGCAGCUACGCAUCUACGCACUACCGGAGGAAUUGGAGAUUCUCAGGGAACAGUAGCACUUAAUUUGCUAACAACUAUCUUACAAAAGCAGAUAAAGGCGCAUUGAAAAUUAAUUUUUAAACGUUUAUUCAAAACUUCUAGAAAAAAAUAAAUUUUCUCA